Molecule: messenger RNA, 2043 nt
Organism: Aspergillus nomiae NRRL 13137
Lineage: Eukaryota; Fungi; Ascomycota; Eurotiomycetes; Eurotiales; Aspergillaceae
Product: putative protein kinase
Exons: 2
Coding region: 1-2043 (680 amino acids)
Biological process (GO): intracellular signal transduction; protein phosphorylation
Cellular component (GO): cytoplasm
Molecular function (GO): protein serine/threonine kinase activity; ATP binding
Source: RefSeq, a predicted model, not a curated record
AUGAUUUCCCCGGAUUCGUCUCAACCGACCGAUCGGUCAGCAUUGUUUGCUAAACAACCUAUUCUGUUACACGAAGCCUCUGCUGCAACGGCUUCGAGUAACAAUGAAAUUUCUUCGGUGCCUUCAGUGAGCUCUGGAGAAGAGAAUGUUUGCUCUCCACUAUCCUUGAAUGGAGAAUUCUCACCGAGUAUAAAGGAUGAAGCGAUUCACCAAUGUUACCCCGGGGCUCCACAGCCGCUUCCGUCGCUUCAGAUACGAACAGACCUGCCGUGCACAACGCAACUGAGCCCGUCGAAAGAAUCUGACCCUUUCAUGCAUCACAGCCUCUCAUCGAGCAGCCUUCCGCGAAGAACAUCGAGUUUGCGUGGCUUUCUCGAAAGGCCUUCCUCCGGAGGAGGUUCCCUGUCUCCAGCAUCGUUACUGUCGUCGCCACAGCUGAUGGCCAUGGGAGACAUCACUCCCUUGCCUUCGCCGAUUGGUGGCGUCUCGCCAUGGAAAAUACCGCGCCGCAAUUCACAAUCUUUAUCGCGGACUCCAUCCCUCCUUUCGCGGAACGGCUCGAGCCUGAGCUUGCGUUUAAGUGACUCAUCUCAAGUGUUGGGGCCCUCGGAAUGCCGAUCGCGCAGCAAGCAACGUGGCAUGGCGGAGAUGUUGGGUGCUGACAAGCAUCUAGAGACACCUAGCAAGCCACGCCUCGAUGGAGCUCCGAAGCAUGCUCGUAAUCGUAGCCUUAGUGAGUAUGUCCCUCCGACGAAGGCCAUUCCGAUCAAGCCGCGUCCAAUCGCAGUUUCGGGAUCGGGUGUGUCUCAAGGGAUUUUUUCAUCGUCAAGUACCGACUCGAAAUCAAACAACUUGCACCGGGAACAACACCUGGCAAUUCAUCGCGGCAUCGCGUUACCUGCGGUCCGUCCUCCGACACCUCCAAGAAGUAGUCGCAGUACAUCUGAUGGUGAUGUGGAGCCUGUCAUUCUCAGUCCAAAAUCCAUGGAUGGCUCGGAUGAAAUAUACUCGGUACGUUCCAUUAGGUCCCAGCAGCCGCGCAAGUAUCGCAAACUGCGCGAGCUCGGAGAGGGCACAUUCAGUCAAGUAUGUCUAGCAGUACGCAUGGAGCUGCGGGAUAUGGAAUCUGGUUACAGUUCGAGCCUCCAAGGGGUGAAUGCCGCUACGCAAAAGCUUGUCGCUGUUAAGGUCAUUGAGCAUGGCCCAGCGGGUGGAGCCGAUGAGGAACGAUUGGAGGUAUCACUCAAGCGGGAAGUGGACAUCUUGAAAUCGGUCAACCAUCCUUCCCUUGUGCAACUGAAAGCGUUUGGAAGCGACGAAAAGCGCGCUCUUUUGGUUUUGGACUACUGCCCGGGAGGUGACCUGUUCGACGUCGCAACCUCUGGGCCGAGGCCCAUGAGCCCAGAGCUGAUUCGACGGAUUUUCUCUGAGUUGGUGGCUGCCGUGCGCUACCUCCACGCCAACUUCAUAGUCCAUCGCGACAUUAAACUUGAGAAUGUCCUAGUUACUCUUCCUCCCGCUGCUAUGGAGGAGAUAACUGACUGGCGUACAUACGAUCGCGCGGUCGUUACCCUUACCGACCUGGGCCUAUCCAGACGAAUUCCGCAACCUCCGGAGAGCCCGCUCCUCCAAACCCGAUGUGGCAGCGAGGAUUAUGCCGCUCCGGAGAUUCUGAUGGGACAGCCCUAUGAUGGGCGGUCCACCGAUGGCUGGGCCCUUGGCGUCUUGCUCUAUGCGAUGAUGGAAAACAGAUUACCGUUCGAUGCUUUGCCGGGUACUCGAGGCGACCCGGCGAAACUCCGUGCUCGUACCCCACACCGCAUUGCGCGAUGUGAGUGGUCAUGGUAUCGGUAUGCCGACAAUGACGGUGAAUGGGAUCCCCAGAAGGGGAAAGAUCUAGAGGGGGCCCGUGAGUGCGUUGAAGGGCUCCUAAAGCGGAAUACUAAACGCAAAAGCUUGGAUGAGAUCGCAUCUAUCGAGUGGGUUGCGAAAGCGAUCGACGUACCGAGUGGGUUGAAGAGAGGUGACAAAGAGGUACCAUAG